GCGCUCCGUCUCGCCCACGGGCCUCCGCCAUGGCCUCGACGCAAUAUGGCGAGCGUGGGGGAUUCGCAGACCAGCAGCACGAUCUAUACGACUUCAGCGGCGCCGCUCACCCGUCCGCCGCCACCACGACCACGGCGUCGUCCAACGCUCACGCAACCACCCAGCACGAUUACCGCUUUCCGCGUAGGCCGCCGGGUGGCCAGCACCUCCAGCAGAUCCCGCCGCAUCAGCAGUACCGCGAUACGUAUGACGACUCGUAUGAUGAGCCUGAGCCGCGCGGCGACGGCGUAGACGAUAGCAGUAGCGGGCGGCGUGAUUUCGCAGCGGCGACGACGACGCCGCCACCUGGGACAGCACGCAAGGAGAUGCUGCGCGAGACGAUUUUCCCGACGUGGAAGGACAGUGGCGCGGCGGAUCUGGAUAGCCCGGAUGAGAUGCAGCGCAGGGAUCCGCUCGCGACGCAGAUAUGGAGGUUGUAUAGCAAGACGAAGAAGCAGCUGCCGAACCAGGAGCGCAUGGAGAACUUGACGUGGCGCAUGAUGGCUAUGAGUUUGAGGAAGCGGAGGCAGGAGGAGGAGGCUGCAGCUGCCCGUGAGGAGGAGGAACAGCUUAAUGCUAGUGCGCCGAGUGGCAUUGCGCAGCUGCGCAAUUCGAUGCACCAGGGCGAUGAGAGCCCGGAUAAUAUGAGUAUCGAGGAGUUCAUCUUCUCCAACAUGGCGUCGCCCACGGAUAUGUCGUCGCCGGACUUGAUGGAUAACAGGCAACCCAUCGCCGUCGCCUCGGCCAUACCGAUCAAGAUGCGCAAGGAGCCUGCGGCGGCGUUUGCUCCGCAGUCGGUUCCUGUGACGCAGCACCAGGACGAGUUCAGUUAUGUGCAGCGCCAUGUCAGGAAGACGAGCAUUGAUGAGCGUCGGCCUCGCAAGAGACCCGCCGAUUUCUCACCUCAUGUACCGCCGAUUGGAAUCACCAUACCGAACCACUCUGAGAUGGAUGCGGAUCUCAAUGAAUACUCACUUAACGACCAGUACGGGAUACUGAACCAGCAUGACCACCACCACCACAGUGUUCCUUUUAACCCCGACACGUACAACCUCGAUCAGGAGCAGAUUCUGAACUCUGCUGGCCAGUACCAGCAGAACUACGGCUUCUCGCCGUCUCAGUCGCCGUUGGUGCCGUAUGGGGCUUUCCAAAACAUGUACAACAAUGCCUCGAUGGCCCCGUCAUCGCUCAAUUCCAACGACUUCUAUUCUCCGCCGGCUUCUAACUAUCCAUCAGCCGGAUCGACCCCGCAGAUUGGAAAUGAUGGGGAUAGGCAGAUGUACUUUAACCAGGGCAUGGAUAUGCGCCAGCAGCAAAGGCCGCAGAACUUCAGGCGUAACCCGUCUAACCUCUCUAACUCGCUCGGACCGCAGUACAUGUACAACCAGAACGGCAAUGCCAUUUACUCUUCUUCGUACACCGGCUCAGGGGCAUUCGGUAUGCAGCAGCAUAUCGAUCCUUCUCAGGUUUUCCAGCAUGAUAAUAUACAAUCGCCGGGUGUUAAUAUGGGCACUCAGGACAGCUCGUAUAAUCUCGAUGUUGAUUCUGACGGAGAGGAGACUGAGGGCACAGCGUUUGCUGAUCGCACUCUGAUGAACGCGAACGACUACGCGCUUUCUCCAAUGGAGGACGCUAACAUGGGACUCGCAUGGGAUGCGACACUGCCAGGGCAGUUCAACACGCAAGCUGCGAGGUAUCCGGGUGGCCCUCCUCGGAAACAAGUUACGAUAGGCGGCACCACCACCGAGAUCUCCCCUCUCGACUGGGACGGCACCGGCGGCUCCCUCGGCAGAUCGCACACCCACGCCUCCAGCGCCUCCAUCUCCGACCACCGCCGCAACGGCGACCGUCGGCAGAAAAUCCCUCGCACCGCCUCAACCCCCAACGUCCCCGCCGCCCAACAAACAAUCUUCGACGGCCAAACCGCACAAUCCACCCCAAACAGCCCGCCAGACAUGACAGGCAACAUGAGCGGCUUCAGCUCCGUCGCACCCAGCCGACCCAGCAGCCCCGCUCCAAAGGGGUCAAGCACCAACCUCUCCGCCGCCGGCGGCCCUGCCGACCCCGGCGUCCCGACCACAUGCACAAACUGCUUUACGCAGACCACGCCUCUCUGGCGCCGCAACCCAGAGGGCCACCCCCUCUGCAACGCCUGUGGUCUCUUCCUCAAGCUCCACGGCGUCGUGCGCCCGCUUUCGCUAAAGACAGACGUCAUCAAGAAACGCAACCGCGGCUCCGGCGCGACCACCACCGCCGUCCCCCUCAUCAGCUCCGCCUCCUCCACCCGCAACGCCAAGAAACUCGGCGGGGGUCCCUCCGGCCCCAGCAGCGGCGCGAACACCAACGGGACUAACACGCGCAAGAACUCGUCCGCAGCUAUAGCCCAUCUCGCGUCCGCGGGCACGAGUCCCAAUGCCCCGCUCGACUUGGAGAGUCCGCAGUCUGCGGCGGAUGGCGCGCAGGGGAGCAAUAGCACGGCGGGGAGCACGCCGACGAGCUAUCAGGGGUCGACGACUAGUUCGUCGGGGGUGGUGAAGGGGGUUGUGCCUAUUGCGGCGGCGCCGCCGAAGGCUACGCCGGGGUUGGGUGCUGGGGCUGGGGCGGUGCCGAGGGUGGUGGCUGUUUCGGUGCCGCUGAAGAGGCAGAGGAGGCAUAGUAAGAGUGUUUCUGCUGGCGAUGGAGGGGGGAUGGAUGUCGAUGAUCGGAAUGCCAUGGCUGGGGUUGGUAUGUCGUCCCUCGGCCCCUCUGAGAAGGCUGGGGGGAUGACGAGAGCGCCGCUCCAGGGAGUUGGGGGGGGAUGGGACAGAGUAGUUUGGGGAUGUUGGGGAGUAGUGUUGCCGGGAUGGGGGUGGGGAUUAGUGGCGGGGGUGCGUUUGGAGGGCAGAGACCGGGUGGGGUGGGGAUGGGGCCGGGGGCGCCGGGGGCGCAGGUGACGAGUGCGAGGAGUCAGGAGUGGGAGUGGCUUACUAUGUCGCUGUGAUCGGUGCUGUUUGAAGAUAAGCCACGCGCUGGACCUCGCGGGACGUGCAUCCCGCUCCACGCCAAUACACGUUCCAGCGUUUUGUUCCUUUUCUUCGAGGGGACGAUAUUUGGGAAGGAGGGGUGUUGGAGGGCUUCAUACGUUGGGAUCGAGCGGAUGACGAAGGAUGCACAUGGCUUAUUUUAUGUGCUUAAUACACACCGACGAAUGAAAGGAGGGGGAUCUGGUAUCCGGGCUACACAUGAAGUUAGCGCAUCAUCAUGGGAAGGCGAGAGAAGCCAGGCGAGGGGAGUGCGUUGAUCGCUGAUGGAGAUGUUUUGUCUUUCCAAAACGCCACGCCACAUCUUCAACUUUUCAACUUUUUUAUCACGACGAACACACCGCGCUUACUUACCUUGCUUUUUUAUUAGACUGCGGAGUUUUUGUUGUUAGACGGGAAGCGGAUCUUUUUGGAUUUUUGUCGUAUGGUGGGGGGGGAUUGAUCUUUUUAGCUUUUCUGUUGUUGUUAGGUACGCUUUGUUGUUGUUUUGUUGGUUCUGUCUGGUUUUUUGUCGAAGCUGGGUUUUUUUUGCGUCGGGGGGGAG
Pseudogymnoascus destructans is the source of this 3603-nucleotide messenger RNA. RefSeq lists its product as uncharacterized. Gene Ontology annotation, molecular function: RNA polymerase II cis-regulatory region sequence-specific DNA binding; DNA-binding transcription factor activity, RNA polymerase II-specific; zinc ion binding. The transcript has 3 exons. The record is from RefSeq and is a predicted model, not a curated record. Bases 30 to 2972 code for a protein of 980 amino acids. Gene Ontology annotation, biological process: positive regulation of transcription by RNA polymerase II; negative regulation of transcription by RNA polymerase II. Lineage: Eukaryota; Fungi; Ascomycota; Leotiomycetes; Thelebolales; Thelebolaceae.